GUGCUUAAAUAAGUUGGCAUUUGAAGCAGGACUAAGAAAAAUUUGUCUACCGACAUAAGGAUCUCCUAUCACAGGUAAGGCUUAUUGCCUCCACGUUUAGUCCUAAUAAUCGUAGCAUGAAACCGACUUUUUACUGUAGUUGGACACAAAUAAUAACCACAGGCGGUCGUGGCAAGUAUUCUCUUGUAAAAUCCUUAUGUUUCAAUGUUAUUGCAGCAAAACCGCCAGUUAUCUUGUUAACUUUUAAACCUAAAGGACCUUUUAGUGUGGCUCUUGUUCUGGUUCUAUAUAUAUAAAACUAGACACCAGAAGGUGCAUACUGGGCUGCCAUAAAACCUAGACUAGAUAGAAGUAAUAUAUUGUAUGAAAACGAGAAGUUUACCACAAGACAGCUGACAGCGUAUGAAAGGAAGAAAUAACCCUGCAAAACCCAUUCCCAUUCCGAACACCACCCCAACCUACGGGUCUCAUUAAACUGUUUGAACUGAGACUAUAAAUAGAUGAUUGAUAAUUCCGAUAUUAUUGAUGGUCGAUACAAAACAAGCUAGGUGGGUAUACCGUGUGGCACGAAAUUUUUGCGGAUUGGUGAUUUUUCUGUUUUGCGGAAACUAAUUUUUGGGAUCAGGACACAUUGGCUUUUCUCGAUGAGAAUUAAUUUUUGCGAUUUUCAAAAAAUGCCCAGUGCCUUCCCGGCUAGCAGAGGUAUCUCACGACGAGGCAAAAAUGAGAGGAAAAAUGAGAAACCCCUGCUAGCAGGGAACCAGUACCCAGCAUUGAAAAUAUUUUCGUUCUUUAUAAGUACGUGCAAUCAGGGUGCAAUAGAAAUACGGUACAUAUUUUCAAACGGUACUACGGGUAAUAGGUACCUUGUGUAAAACCAGUAUCCCAUUGUAUACCGUUUAGUUUGUGAAUGAAAGAGUCAAGUUGUGAUUGAACAGACACGAUUUCUUAGUUCUGUAUUUUUGUGUAGAGUAUUUUAGUUAGAGUAUGUUUACUCUGGUGUAAAUUUUUUGCCUGAAAAAUGUUUGCGGUAAUUUUUUUUGAGGGAAUUUUUUUUUGGAUCGCUAGAAAAAUCGUAAAAUUAGAACCCGCAAAAAUUUCCUGCCACACGGUAACUCUAGUUUAUUUAAACUUUGCUUGUUUUGUUGACAGCUUGUCGCUUUUUUUGCAGUAAACAAUAAAAAAUCGUCCCGUUCGUAGGAGAAAAGCUUCAUCGCAGCUAAAAUUUUCUGCAAUCGCGUGCAAUACCAUUGAGCUUAGUUAGAGCGGCCCAACAGAGUUAAAUUGUCUAAACUAAACCAAAUUGGUUCGACAUGGACAGAGUUUUUUUCUGUUAUUAGUAGUAUUUUUAUGAGGUGUGACUUAAAACACCGCGAACCGACCGGAUUAAAAUUAACUUAUUCAAUUUUUUGAACAAUCAUGGGGGGAAGUGGGGGAGAGGGGGUACGCGAAAGGGGUACCUUUUUCAGGCUUCAGGUAUGAAAGGGUAGGGAAGUGCACCAUUUCGGCCUGUAAAAGGACUACGCUCACGAUCACGCUGUUUAUCUUUGCUCGCAAGAAAACAUACUUUGCAUAGUGAGAUCUUAUAUCUUCUUUCACCUUUAUUGUUCCCUCGGAAUCGUUACGUAAACAUUUCCGGUCAAUUGAUUUGUUUUGUCUAAUAAAUCACAUGCCAUUCUUUAAACAUUGAGUAACAACAGCCUCUGUAUAAAUAUCUACAUACGACAUAAGAUGAUUGAUCACUAAAAACGCGAUUACAGUAGACGCAUAAGUGAUGAUAAAAAUAAAGAAAGAAAAUAAAAUCAAUGAAAUCAAUACAAAAAUUAAAAGCAAUGAUAUUGUUACCCAAAAGCUGGUGAUUGAAGUAUUGAAUUCUUCUAUAAGGCUGUUGUGUUGAUCAGAAACACUGUUGAAUUUCACUAAUCCAGUUGCUCGUAAUGUUUACGUACUCAACAGUUUCAGUUUUAACAGUUGAUUCGGGAGAUUCUCUUAGCGCUUCUAACUCAGUAGGUAGCUAACUUAAUACAUAAGGUUUCUCGACAAAAGAUUCACUCAGUUCGUUUUUAAGUGGGUCUCUCACAUAGUUCAUGAAGUAUACCAGCCACCUCCAAAAUGUACUCUUGCCAUCUUUUACUGUGGGCUUACCAUCAACAGCGUCUACAUUCGUAUUUUUGUCAUUCUUAUGCUUCCACUGAAGAUAGAUUGCUAAUAGGGAGCUUAAGCAGCGAGGUUUUUGAGCGACGUACGUCAACCGGAAAAGGACGUUUUGCACUCUUGAGCCGUGAUUUGAACAAAUUUAAGAAUUAGGACACUUGGCAAUAUAAAUACGGUAGCGUCAAGGCUUAUUAAAAGAGGAAAAGGCUCACUUCCGGUUGACGUGCGUCGUUCAAAAACGUCGCUGCUUAAGCUCCCUAAUAGCUUCGAGUCGCUUUGAGCUCCUUAGAAUGUACUCUGCUGAAGUCUGCUGACCUAUUCCAUGCAUACUCUUAUAUCUUGCGCACGCGCUGAACACGGCAAAGUCCGAUUUGUGCCAGAAGGAAAAACCAAGCCCAUUUUAAAACUGAGCUGCGCCCCAGGCAGCCCAGUAAUAAUAUAAAAUAGAACGGAGUCUCGAACGCUUUUAAACAAAAAUUGACGUCAGUCAGGAGCCCAUCAAAUGGAGCCUCCAUCUCCAUUAAUUUCUUGAGUCAACCCUUUCGCGAGUAGAUUUAUAAAUAGAACGGCUUGUUUCCCGCGAAAAGUGUCAUAUUUCCGUGAGUCUCGUAUGUCACCGUGAAAAAAAUGAAGUUGGAUGAAGUCGAACUCAGAAGCCCGUCCUUCGACCGUUUUCCUUUUUUACUAUACGUCCAUUUUUACAGUUUUACAGCCGCUGGGAUCUGGGAUGAAAUAAAAGUUAAUGAAUUACCCGACUGAGACUGAGCAUGAAGCGAUGGGACAAAGGCAGCGAACUGAGGAUCACGGAAAGGUUCUUUGCGAGUGUUUGUUUUUGUUUUUGUUUUUACCGUCAUACAUCCCACAUUUAAGCAUGCACCUUGAAAAGAGUCGACGAUUAAGCAUUCUGUGGACGAUUUGAAACUUUUCGAUGAUCAGCGCCGAAAAAGUGCCUGGAUCAUUUGAUUUUUGUUAUCGCCGUGGAGUGGAUUUCGCCAGUUAAGCACAGCGUGCAAAAGCGAUGACCUAAGUAGCAACUAAGGAGGAAUGCUUCAGAAAAAUUGCAGUCUUCUUUACAACUGACUUGUAUCACCAUGAGAGUUGCCUGAUAAAACUGGCACUUGAAAAGUUGAACAGAAGAUAACAGUUGCUCGACCGUGAAGCUAACUCAAAAGUAAUUUGCUAAAGCCGGGGAAUUUGUGACAUCGCGCUCCAGUCCAAAGACCCUCUUAUCUCAAGAAAAACAAAAUGGAUUGUAUAUGCGCCCAAAGAAUUAUGACUGACUAACAGGAGAAUUCUCAGCAAUUAAUGUAGAAGUUUAGGCCAAUUCUUUCCUUAGAAUUCGCAUCUGUAGAUCACUUUUUUGCGAAAAAACAAUGGCUGGGCUCGGCGCGCGUUACAAAACAUAGCAGGGAAUCAUCACACUAACUGACGGACAAAACAACCACAGUAUUUAUUCAGACAAACGCAUUUCGGAGAAAAACUUGAAAAACUAGAAAUUUGAUUAAUAUUGAGUCAUUUAGCCGAAAUAAGAACCUUAACGCUAAAAAAAUUGGCUAAAACGAAUCCUGUCAGAACUACAGACUGCAGGUAGUAGUUAAUCAUUACGCAUAUAACAGACCAGCUUCAUGGCCUCUUAUAAAUAUGAGACAAGCAACCAAAAUUAAGAUUAACAUAGUCAGAGUUUAAAACUCUCCACAGUAUAAUCUACCCGCUAGAAAGAAAAGAAAGAAAAUCUCUGAGGGAUGAAAACGCUAAAGUCACGUUUCACUAGCUUAUGAUUUUGUUUGGCCUGUCAGCACCGGAUUUCUGCUGUUUCAUGAAGUACAAUAGCAGUGUCAUUUAGUCGUUGUGAUUGGCUCUUCCCACCGUCGGCGCGCGAAGUCUCCCCUGGGAACCGUUCUAAUUAUAAAUCUACUCGGGAAAGGGUUGACUCCAAGGGCUUGUAUGGGAGAUGGAGGCUCCAUUUGAUGGGCUCCUGCGUCAGUGCUGUUAGACAUAGCCUUCUGUUUACCAUUUACAAAAAUAUUCCCUAAAAAUCAGUAUGAAAAGUAAAUGAAACACGACUUGUGGGGUCGUGUCGGUGAAAAAUUCCUGAAAGGAACAUAACGUCCGAAAAGUUAACGUAGUCCAAUUUUCCCGGUCGCAAUAUUCCAAAAGGAAAUCCGUGUUCCAUUCUUCAAACCCAUCUUUGAUACCAGUUUCACUCUUUCGCGGCGGUUUUUCGCUAAAUGGAACUCAUGAGUACGAUUCCGGGACGAAAUUCACCUGCCCAAACCGUGAACAAACCGGUUUGCCCAUGUAAACAGUAAACAAUCAUUGGGUCUGGCAAUUGCAUGCUCAACACUGUUACAUUUAAAGAAAGUCACCAUUUUGUUUCAAACUGGCUUUUUUCCACAUAAAAAAGUCAAAUUUGCCAAAUUUGUACUGGUAAUAGCAUUAUUUGUAGUGAUAUUUGGCAUAAAUACCACAAGCGAUAUUUUAAAAUUGUUUUAUGUAAUUUCACGAGCCGUUAGGCGAGUGAAAUUUGAGACAAUUUUGAAAUAUCACGAGUGGUAUUCAUGCCAAAUAUCACGUACAAAUCAUGCUAUUAUUUGUUUAUACUACUACCUGCAAAAGUUUUGUAAUUUUCACAUGAAGGUAUUUCAAAUUAAGCUGAAAUACCACUGCUCUAAGCCAAUCAUAUUGCAGAAAUUUCUCGUGUAGUAGUAUAAAACAAGAAAGAAGUUUGCAACGUGAAAAAGAAGCAAAUGCAAUUUUUUAUUGUUGACCCUUUUCAGACGGCUAGGGUUGUAUAUGACCCAUAUGGAACGAUGUAUACAUUCCUCCCUGGACCCAUUAAGCUUUUAGUUUAAGUUAAUAAAUUGGUAAGCAACAACGUCAGCAAAGAUAGAUCUUUCCAGCGAUACCUCGUUUUGGACAUUCUGACCAAUCCUGACAGAGUUACACUCACAAAAAAAGGUAACAUUUUGGGGGAAAAUCCACAGCCAAUUUCAUUGUUUACAUACUACUUUUUGAAAAUUAAAUUUGUCCCUUUCCUAAAAAGUUAGACUUUUACGCAUGCGUGAAAAACAAAAACAGCUGUUUAAUUACGUCAGGUUAGUCGGAAAAUAUGCCUUUUUUUGCAAAACUUGUUUUUAGACAUUCUUAUGCUAAUUAGCCGAAAACCAUUCCAAAGAAGAGGAAUUGGUGAAAAAUAAGAUUUUUUCGCUACUCCUCGGCCGUCCAAAAGGGGUUAAAUGAGGCUUUCAAUUCGUUCGCAUCACAAAUUUAACGUUUGUGGGUCACUUUAUGCCCUAACAAGAACGCUCUUAGUAGCGUUGAGUCUCACUUGCUUGGAGCCCAUAGGGCUUGGAGAUAAGUUCUGUUGUCAAAGGUGCUGGUGCUGUAAUGCUAUUUUUUCGUUUUGUAUACAAAACGAGUUUUACAUGUCAUAAUGUAAAUACUCAAAACUUAAAAAUUGUAAGGAGAGACAGGCCGCACAUCUUAGCUUCACACUGGUGUGAAACCUUUGAAAACCUUUUCGUAUUGAUAUUGCUCCAGUGAGGAGAACACUUUCAGGGAUUUUACACUCAAAAAAUUGAACGACGAUUUUUACCUGUAUAUCGGAAAAGCUCGAUAUGGGAUUUCUAUUUUAUGGACAUAGAUAUAUAGCUUCUAUGUAGCGGACCAAGAUACGGUACAGUUUUUUGUUCAGCACAGGAAAAAUGUGUAAGUUUAGCAGAACCUUAUACAACGGACGGUUAAUUCAGUUCGCGCGUAUUCCUGUUGAAUUUGUUGUCCGUUUUAUAAGAUAUCAAAAUCGCGUGAAAGUAAUUACAUUUUCCAUAGCUGCUUAGUAUCUGCUUUUGAUAUUUCCGUACAAUUCAUGUUUACGCGAUCUUAGAGUACAAUUUUUAGAUCUGUUCACAGCAUGCAUUUUAUCACAGUAUCACUGGGAUAAAGCGUUUCAUUUUCCAGGAAAAUUUCACUUUCUCGUCAAAAAAAUCACUGACUCGGUCAGACUCCGAGUAGUCUACUUAAAUUUAGUGCUCAGUACAGCGAACGGGGUUAUGUUCUGUGAAAUUUAUCUACAGUCUGCGGUCCACAAUGAAAUUACCACCAUCCACGAUUUAUUUAAAAUUUAUUUUAUUUCAAGUUUUUUUUUUUAACCGAUCCUCGAUCUCCGAUUUUCGAUCCCCGAUCCUCGAUCCUAGUUUUCCGAUAUACCUCGAAGUUCUGCUUAUUAAGAUUGUUUUUUUUUUUUUUUUCGACCACUGAAGUAAUCACUUAUUCUACAGUAAUCUACUCUUUCAAACUCUAGAAUUCGUGGACCGACCCGUUCCGGAAAAGCUUGAUAUGGGAUUUCUAUUUUAUGGACAUAGAUCGCCAUGAAGUGCUGCAAGUAGAGUGCGUUAUAGUCAAGUAAAAAGCUACCCGUAUAAACACAUCCGUGACGCAUAAGUAACGUCAGACGGGUAGUUGAGGUUGCUUCCAGUAGUAGUCGAAGGUUAAACCAUUGAUAUCUCAAGUAUUUAUAAAGUGCAACGCGAACCAUAGAGUUCCAGAGAUUGCAACAAUAUUCUAAUAAACGUAAGGCCUCAAUACACCACAAAACAGGAUUUCGCCGCUAUAAUAUUUUUACUUUUUAAUACACGUACGGUGUAUCCUUACACGAAAAUCAAGGGGAAAAUUACAUCAUUGCCAACAGCUUAAAACGUGAUCAACUUACAUGCGUCAUUUCAGUCAUCGCCGAAAAUAAGCUGCAUACUCAUCAUGAGUCUCAUUUGUGUACAAGUUUGUAUACAGUGAAAGUUGUCGCGAUUCUUAUCCCCAGUUUCCACGGUCUCCGCUAGGAACUCCUGGGAGCAUGGCCUCCUAAUUGGUGCCCACCGACAAAAAAAAUAAGAAAAAGAAACGCCAGCGUUUUUAGAGUCUUGUUUGCUAAAGCAAGCUCGACUAAAUCAACUCAUUUCGACAGUAUACUGUUGCUAUUAUUGAAUGGAAGCUUAAUUUUUCCAUCGUAUCCUUUAUUUCUAUGCCUUUAGCCGACAGCGGUAAAGCUCAAUCCAGUCAAUUCAAACACCUUAUUGUCAAUACGACCACCGGCCAUACGGUCUAGCUCUCUUCCGUGUCCCAUCGGCAGUCUAUUCAGAAACAGGACGUUUUUAAAAGCUCUAGAAACUUUUUAGCAGAAAACGAAAAAUCUUCCAGACAAUUUUUUUUAAUUCAUCUGAUAUCAUUCUAACGACAUAAAUUCUUCGAGAGAAUCAUUACCAUUUCCAUGCCAUUUUAACAGGCAUGUUUUACCUUUUGCUUUUCCUUCAACUUAACUUUAAGCUGGUAUUUAAUUUUCAUAAAAACUUGGCCAGCCUGCGUAACAAGUGGAUUGUUGUUGUUGUUUUUUUUGCUCGUAGGGUAAUUCGCUAAAAGCAAACCCUUCUGUGAAAUGGCCCCGUUUUCUUGUUUGACCUCUUUUAAGCUUUCGCAAGGUCGUAUCUCCUACUUUAAAAACCACAAACGAAAAAAAAAAACGCUCAAAAAGCCUGCUACGUGGGCUAAAUUUUACCUUUCUAGGCAUAAUCACUUUUCUUCUUCCAAUACGGCGGAUUUGCAUUUAUGACACAGCUUUAUCUCAUACUAGAGGAGUUAUAAGAGAAUAUGAAAACCUUUAUCUUCAAAAAUUUCAGUGCCACUUUGUGAAUUUGCUUUGGUAAUUGUUGAGAUGCAAUGGCGCAGAUGCCACUCGCAGUGUGUGGAAUUUUUGUAAUGCUGCUUGGUUUUGUGGCCAAUUCUGGAGAAGGUAAAUUGCUUAGAUUGAAUUGUAUUAUUCCCAGUCGUUAUCACGAUAAGUUCUAUUAUAAUCGAUUGAGCGGGAAUUUCUUUCUUUCUUUCUUUUUCUUUCCUUUUCCUUCCUUUUCCUUCCCCUUUCUUCUUUUUAAAUUGUAGAUUCAAUGCUUCCAAGUUAAGCUGUAAUGUAGUUUAAUGGUGACAAAAAGAAUUCGGGAAAAAACAGAGAUUAUGUGCUGACUAGUGUUACUUAAAAGCGUAACUUUUUCAGCUAAAGUGCUAGCAUUUCAACCCUUUAAUGUGCUGAAAGAGUAUUCAUUUGCAUUCUCUGCAGAAAACCGCAAUUGUAUUGAACAUCAACUACGGCUGUUAUUUUUUUCGUUCAUAACAGACACAAAUUUGGCACCGUGUGAGCAGAAAAUAGAAGACGUGAGAGGCGUGAUCAACACUGCUAAAUCUGGCACCAUCUCGGACUGUACCUGGCUUAUUACAGUACCAGCAGGCCAUAACAUUUUCCUAAAAUUCACAACAUUGCAGUUACAUUUCAAGUACAAGUAUGACACAAGUGAGGAAACAACUUUACAAGUAUGGGACGGUCGCAGCGAGUCAAGUGCUUCGCUUGGAAUUUACAGUGGAACAAAACGAGCAUUUUCCCUGCAGUCGAGCGGCCGUUACCUAUUCAUACGGCUAAGAGUGUUCCCUGAUACUGUUCUUUGUAAUGUUCAAGGAUUGUUUUUCGCUAGUACUGUAAUAGGUAAGAGUGAUUUUGGUGUUUAACUCUAGCGUGGUCAGGACUGAAUCCCGACUUAUCAUGUUUACCUAUAAAGGUAUAAUAAGCAAUAUAUACAAGAACCCGCAAAAAGUAGUUAAGUGAAAAAAAAUCUAGGCAAAGAUGUCUCACCAAAACAUCUCUAUUGUCGAAUAAACAAGGCUACUGGUAUCACGCUCAACAGCAGGUAACAUCCAAAGGCAAGACUGUUUCUGAUUCCUUUUCCCGUCACACUUUCACUAAACGGCUGGUUUUUACUAGGGACGGAGUCGGAGUCGGAGUCGGAGUUGGAGUCGGAGUAGUAUUAAAUCAGAAGCGUAGGACUUUACAAUCCGGUGAAAACAGCUUUCUGAUUCCGAAUCCGACAAUCUUGUUUUCAGUUGAUCGUAAUCGAUGGGGUCAUAAGCGGAGUCGGAAGAAAAUGGAGACGUUCUGAUUCAUCCGACUCCGACUCUGUCGCGCUGAUGACUCCGCUUACGACUUCGGUUUUUGAUUUUCACAAGAUCAUAUGCGCUCUUACGACUCCACUUACAAUUCCGACUCCGACUCCGAAUUCUUAAGGCUUGUGGCUAGUGAAAACCAGCCUAAGAAUUAGAAGUUGAAAAACUGGCCAAUGAAAAAGUGUUGAAAUAAUGCACGCACGCUUCUUCGGGGAUGAAAUUCGAAUUAUACGGCGGACGAUCAACGAAAUUAGUUGUUGUUGUUGUUGUUGUUGUUACAGAAAAGCCCGAAAUUCAUUUCCCUGGUCCUACCGUCAGAGCAAUGCCGGGUCUCUGGUUGGUGUGCUCAGCGAGAGGAACUCCUCCAAUUCAGAUAACAAUAAACCAGAAUGGCAAACAACUGGUUAAGGGAACUGGAUUUGUUAAAGUACCUAUUGCAGACGAAGGUGAAUACAGAUGCACAGCAAGGAAUGGAGCUGGAACUGAUUCCAAAGAAACAAUUGUAUCUUUUCCCACAAGUAAGUGU
Molecule: messenger RNA, 9655 nt
Organism: Porites evermanni
Lineage: Eukaryota; Metazoa; Cnidaria; Anthozoa; Scleractinia; Poritidae
Source: the annotation of a GenBank genome assembly